Molecule: messenger RNA, 1721 nt
Organism: Amphimedon queenslandica
Lineage: Eukaryota; Metazoa; Porifera; Demospongiae; Haplosclerida; Niphatidae
Product: bone morphogenetic protein 1-like
Exons: 10
Biological process (GO): proteolysis
Cellular component (GO): membrane
Molecular function (GO): zinc ion binding; metalloendopeptidase activity
Source: RefSeq, a predicted model, not a curated record
UUCCUGCAGAGAGUUGCAUGUAUAUAAGGAGUGUCACUGUAGCUAGAAUUUACUUGCAAUUGUAGGUAUCAUCAUGAACAGGCUAACUCUGUUUGUUCUUCUCCUUGCUAUCAUUCAAGUGCACUGCAACCCUGCUGCUUCUAAAAGAAGUUGGGAUGGUCCAGGACCACUAAAAGAUGAGAAUAAGCAUGAUUCUCAGCUGAUGGAUGCUACAGGCAAGGAAGAAGAUAAAGAAGAAAUCAAUCUUGACCUUGGUGAUGUUGAUGAGGAUGAAGACAAAGAAGGCAACAACAAAGAUGACAUAAAAGAUAAUGAUGACAGUGGAAAGGAUAAAGAUGAAAAAGACAACACAGAUGAUGAGGAUGAUAAAGAUGAUAAUUUUAAAAGUGAUCUUGAAGAAUUGGCAGAUAAAAUAUCUCAAGCACCUGCUAACUUCAGUGAAGAGUAUGGUAGUAGUGAAGAUGUUAUAGAGGGAGACAUCAAAAUGACUCCAGAGCAGGCUGCACUCUUCAAGCGUGGUGGAUGGGAUGAGUUAGUCAAUUCAGAAGCAUGGCUCCGUAACCAUGGCAAGUGGUCAAGGACUAUCCCAUACACAAUUAGUGGAGUUGCUACUAGAGAAAGGAAUGCUUUAACAAGUUCAAUCAAAAUGUUUCAUGAUCUUACAUGCCUACGAUUUACUCCAAAGCAGAGUUAUAACCGUGAUUAUAUUCAAUUUGUUAGUCGAGGAGGUUGUUGGUCCUAUCUUGGUAAACAACCUCCAGGAAGAUAUGCCAGACCUCAGCUAGUCUCAUUAGCUAGUGGUUGCUAUCUUGCUGUCCCUGCUCAUGAGAUAAUGCAUGCACUUGGACGAUUUCAUGAACAAUCACGAGCUGACAGAGACACAUACGUCAGAAUAAUAACUGGAAAUAUAAGAAGUGGAUAUGCAGGAAAUUUUGUCAGACGAACUACUUCUGACAGCCAAUCUCUACCAUAUGAUUAUCUUUCAUUGAUGCAUUAUGGUAGAACUGCUUUCAGUAGAAACGGUCAACCUACAAUUCAACCAAAACCUUAUUCAUUCAUCACUAUUGGCCAGAGAAACAGAUUGUCAAUGUAUGAUGUACAACACAUUAAUAUUCGAUACUGUCCAGAAAGAGCUCUUAGAUUAGUUGGAGGCAGAGGAUCAUUUGAAGGAAGAGUUGAAGUGUUUUGGAAUGGACAGUGGGGAACUGUCUGUGAUGAUUCAUUUGGUAGAAAUGAUGGUCGUGUAAUUUGCAAGUAUAUGGGUUUCCCUGAUGUUGUUGCAACAUACCAUAGAGCUCGAUUUGGGCAGGGAACUGGUCCAAUAGUAAUGGAUGACCUACGUUGUGCUGGUAAUGAGUACAGUCCCUUUGCAUGUCCUAUGAGGACUAUUGGUACUCAUAACUGUCAUCAUUCUGAAGAUGCUAGUGUAAUGUGCCAGAAAAAUGUUCGUCUAGUUGGUGGUAGUGUUACUAGCAGCUAUGCUGUUGGUCGCUUGGAAGUGUAUGCUGAAGGUCGUUGGGGAACCGUCUGUGAUGAUUUAUUUGAUAUAAAUGAUGCACAUGUUGUCUGUCGUCAACUUGGAUACAGGAGAGCUAGUUGUGUCUAUCCUCGUGCUCGCUAUGGACGUGGUACUCUUCCAAUAUUGAUGGAUGAUGUACAGUGUACUGGUGGAGAGGCACAGAUCACUCAUUGUCCCAGUACUCCUAUUGGUGAACACAACU